This is a messenger RNA of Raphanus sativus (radish), 2948 nucleotides long. RefSeq lists its product as uncharacterized. The transcript is spliced from 2 exons. The record is from RefSeq and is a predicted model, not a curated record. Lineage: Eukaryota; Viridiplantae; Streptophyta; Magnoliopsida; Brassicales; Brassicaceae. The coding region runs from base 304 to 2544 and encodes 746 amino acids.
CCUUUCAGUUUGAUAUCCAAGAGAUCUGUGAUGACUUUGAGAAGGGAUUGAUGAAAGCUCUCUAGUAUGUCAGCAAGAGCCACAAGAAGAGCACAUCCACAUGUGCACCAGUAGCUGAGCCAUCCUUGUUCAUCAACAAGAAACCCAAAGGUUUUUGAGGAAGAGCCAUUGGACUAUCCACAUCAAGGGCCACGUCUUGACUCUGGUGAACCCUUGGAUGAAGAUCUAGGUCCUAUCUUUGAUGAGGAGGACGAACCUGGUCCAGUCUUUGAUGAGGAAGCAACAAGCAUCACAUCCAUAGCUAUGGAGAGUAAUCUAUGCUUUGAUCCCGGCACAUCUCCUCCCCCUUUGUCUCCUGAUCUUCAAAAGCACUGUGAGAACUCUGAUUUGUUUAAUUCUCUGCCUGACAUGUUUGUCAAGAUUAGUUCUCAUGAUGUAACUCGUUUUGGUCUUGAAAAGAUGAAAGAAUUUUGUGUUUCGAAAUCUGUUUUUGAAAACAUGAUUAGUUCUUUUAAAAUCUUUAAACCUGAUGAACUUCUUGAUCAUAAAUGUUUUCAAAAUGAUAAAGGCAUCAACUCUGAAAUUAUCUUGACCUUUGAUCAGUUCUUGACACAUAGCAAAUGUUUUGAUCAUUUAGAAGAAACUCUUGAGCUUGAUUUGCAGCCGCCUGAUUUCUAUGCUAGAAAACCGUUUGAUUCAUUUGUUUUCGAAGGCAUUGGCUUUGAUCUGAGUUCUUCUAGACAUACACUGAUCAUUGAUGAAUUGUGUGGAACUUCUUAUGCCUUGGACGGAAUUUUGAUUAAGAAGUUGCUGGAACAGAAAUCACUUGAAACUAAAUCUGAAACUGAUUUUUGUGAACUUGAUUUUUGUGAUUUUGUUUUGCAGCCUGAUAUUUUGUGUUUUGAAACUGAUAAAACUUGGCAUCUUUUGAGAUCAUCUCGUGAUCAUUGUGUUGUUUUGAGCUUUGAUGAUAUUUUGAUUUACAACACAUUCUUUGAUAAAUCUCUUAAGUCUUUGAUAAAUAUUUCUCAAUCUGAACUUAAGCUUGUGUGUUCAGAUGUUGAGCAGGAUAUGCACGUUCUGAAAAUGUCUAAUAUUGUUGCAUGUCUUGAGAAAAAUUUGGUCUGUAAUAUCUACUUUGAUGAGCACCUUGAAAGGCUUAGAUAUGUGCUACUUGUUCUUGGAAAAGAUAUUUUGAUGUUUGAUUUGAACAAGUAUCUCUCUUGCACAUUUGAUCCUGGUCUUUUAAUGUUUGUUUUGAGUAUCCAGGAAAUACAGGUUCUACCUCUGAGGAGUGAAAGCAUUGAUCGUAUCCAACAGCCUGAGAAUUGGAACUGCAAUGUUCAAACCGGUUACCUUGGAGAUGCCAGCGACAUAGGUUCAGUCCAAAGCGAAUAUCUCGGCAUCCAGAAGGUCUUUCAACUUGACUCCAAUUUUCCUAGAAAGCCAACUCCGCAAGGAUUCACUGAGGCUUGGAAUCACUUGCAAAUCUUCACGGAGGAAGGAGUUAUGAAUUUUUCAAACAGGCGGUUUUUCAAUCCAUCUAUCUGCGAGUACCCAGCUUUUGAAGCAGAUUCAAGCCUUGUGAAGAAGCGGCCUGAGCCAAAGCCGAUCAUAGGAUUCAAGAUGAAUCUCUCCUCAUUCCAGAAAGCUCAAUAUCAGGAAAUAUGGCCACGAAAUCAUGAAGUUAUGAUCAAUUCUCCAAAACCGGUCAAACCUGCUCUACACUUGCUUCAAUGGGAAGCUAGCCGAUCCAAUCAGCUUCAAACCCGACCUUGGCGACCAGGAGAUCAAUUUACACAGUCAGUUCUGUCCCAAACCUUUCUCAGAAAUGUCUUGGAAGCUAAGUGUUCACUUUCUUCUUUUUAUUCUAAUAUGGUGAUUGAAAAUAAACAGUCUUGUGAUGAAGUUAACCAUCUGGAGCCGGUACAGCCGAGUAGUCUUGUUUCUUUGUCCCAGGAACUGAAGCUGUUGGAGCAAUCUGCCAGCACUGAGACAAAGAUGGAAGCAAGCAGAGGAGGAGGACUCAACACUUGUGUUCUUAGAACAUGGAACUGGAAAUACUUGAGGAAAGCAAGUGCAAAACUCCAAGGAAGUUUCUCUCCAAAUUUUUCCUUCAUUAAAAUUUUCAUGUUUUUAGAAUUCUUUUUGUCUAAUUUGUUUUCUUUUGAUUCAGGUAAAAUGGAUUUGAGGACAAAUCCUUUUGAAGAGGGAGAGUAUGAUAGAACCAAGAUCGAGCACUGUCCUGCUUGGUUCAUGGACAUGGCCCAAGGUGGCGCUCUUGUCGUCCAGCUCGACCCAACCGAGGUUUUCUCAUCAGAUUAUGCCAAUUCUCUUAUCAUCUAUGCAAUCUUGGAUGAGCUGAAUACUCAAGUGAGCUGGACUAACACUCACCCGGACGAGCUGAGCAAGUUGGUUCGAUCUUCCGAGCUGUUUCGACCAUCAAACCACCCGAGAAGCAACACAGACAUACAAUCAUUGUUCGAAGCAUAUCUUCUAAACCAUGAUGUUUCUUCGCUUGAAACCACUUGGAGAAUAAGCUAAACUGAAUUAUGGAACUCCUCGAAGAAAUAUCAGAUCAAACGGAGUUCAGAUGAGAGAGUUAUGCCAUGUACAAAUCAGGUGAUGUUCAGUUCUCGCGAAUUCGGACAUGUGUGGAUUGUCCCGCGUGUGUCCAUAUCCUUCCCAGCAUGGUGUGCACGACCUGAUCAAUACUGCAUGAAUCUGGACAUCUUCAUGAACCUGGACAUUCCAAUGAAUCUCUCCAAGUCUUCAUCAAUUUCCGAGCUUUGACUAGUCUUCUCUUGUUUUCCACACUUUGACUAGAUCUAGUCAAAUAUCUAUUUUCUAUGUAAUGUUUUUCCGCGCUUUCUUUAUUUCUCUCUUUGACUCAAAGUAGUAUAAGUAUGUAAACUCUUUGAUCAAUCAAUCACAUCGAUUUUUCCUUU